UUGAGCAGCUCCAGCAAAUCAUGACACCAUUCGAUGAUUUUUCGUAUCUUAUUAAUUUCGUUUUACUUGGGGAGGAACCGACCAUCGAGGACUUCAUAUUGUUGGUUGGUACUUUUGUGGCGUUUGUAGCUUUUAUUCUAUGGUGCUGUUUUCCCAUACAACCCAAGGACUCUAAUCAUCGGCAGUUCUCUUGCAAAACAAUGCAUUCCAUUGACAAUACAGCACAACAACAAAUCCACACUAGCUACAGCAAAACAUCGGCGAAUUCUCUUAUUUAUAACGACUAUGUUCUGAGAAAUGGCUCCAGCAAUGGUGGAGGAGGCCAACAUAGCUAUCACUGUUGUACCUAAGUCCAAUUCCAAAGUUAGUGUAAAGGGGGUUUAGGAAUCAGAAAGAGAUCUUCUAAUCUCUAAGGCAUGCAGGUGAAAAUAUUGUUGAACAUACCAAACGACAUAUAGGAAAAAUUAGAUGAAAGUCAAAUUAUUACUCAUGAAAUGGCAAGAACCCCAUCCAAACUAAAGGAAGACACUCCGUUUUUAUUCGCCUUAGUAUUAUUUCAGAAGAAGUAAGAUUUUUGUAAACUAUAAUGUUGUGUUAUAUGCUUUGUGUCUGCUUUAUCCCCCAAGAAAGCAAGCUUCUUAAAUUGUCAUGGACCCCGAACCAACCAACCAACCAACCUAUAUGGUGGAAACACUACUGCAAUGUAAAUAUCAUUUUUCUCCCCUUUGAAAAAGUCUAACAGGCGCUGCUAAAGGCCAAACAAACAAAAAUAUACCUAGUGUAAAUGUAUUAGUUUCUUAUAUUUUAGUUGUAAGUACAUAAAUGUUUUAUGACUAAAACAAAGCAAUUAAUUUAAACAUUAAAAGAAAAUUCAUUGAUAGACUGAUUUAUUAUGUGUGAAUGAUAAUUGGAUGCCACAUAUGUGGCAAACUUAAAAAAGGUUAUACAAAAUGAUAAUUCUAUUUAUUAGCUCAACAGUAAUGGUUCUUAAAAAAAAUACGAAAUCAAAUACACCUAUCCAGGAUAUAACUUGAUUUAUGCGUUUAUUAUUUAAAUCCCCCCUUUACAUCCAAGCCAUUCUUAAAGUAACUACUUUUUUUGUUUUUAAAUAAAUAUUAUAAUACUAUUGAAGUUGUUAUUGUCUACAUACUACAUACAUAUAUUGCUCUUAAACUCAACAUGCAAACAUAAGCUCCAUCAAAACAGACGAAAUUUGUGUAAACCUAAAUACAUAAAUAUUUUCUCAAAUUAUUAUAUUGUGCUAGUCCAUAACCAUCGAUAUAAACAUAAAUCCAAUAAAUAAAUAAUACUUGAACUAUAAAGGUA
Messenger RNA from Stomoxys calcitrans (stable fly), 1326 nucleotides. RefSeq lists its product as uncharacterized. The transcript is spliced from 3 exons. The coding region runs from base 21 to 350 and encodes 109 amino acids. The record is from RefSeq and is a predicted model, not a curated record. Lineage: Eukaryota; Metazoa; Arthropoda; Insecta; Diptera; Muscidae.